CAACAGCACAUGACCUGUAAGCCCAGCACAGCUUCUCAAGGCAAAAAAGACAACUGCAAGAAAAUAAGAAGACCAACACUUUACAGUGUCUACUAUCUGAAAGAAAAGGGAAAUAUCGAUUAACGGUCAAGAUGAAGAGCGUUUUCAGGAUAUUACUGUUAACAUGUGCUCUGUGUUUCAUUGAAGCGACUUACCGUUGGCCUAAUAAUUUUGGAAAAGGCCCUGGUAUUCCAACACGGAAGCAGGCUGGUGAGUGCAUGCCUGAUGGAAGUGAUGAAAGCAAAUAUGGAGGAAAAGUGUCAGUAACAGUCAAUGGACGAAUCUGUAUUCCCUGGGAUGUACUCCCAAUCAGAAGACAUCUGGCCCUUUCCCUUAAGAACUGCCAUCAUAACUUCUGCAGGAAUCCAGAUGGCAGAUUUAGGCCUUGGUGUAUGGUAAGAAGAGGAAAACGUCUGAUCCAAGAAAGCUGUGACAUUCCCACCAGUGAAACAAAGACGACCACAAGUCCAGCACCUGAACCACUAAAGCAAGACACAGAAUUAACAUGUGGGGAGCGAAACUUACCCCAUAUGUCAAAGAUUGUUGGAGGAUUAAGGUCAUCUGUUGAGUCUCAGCCUUGGAUGGCAGCUAUCUUCAUGGGAAAUGGGUUUGUUUGUGGAGGAACUCUCAUUGCUCCAUGCUGGGUCCUCACUGCAGCUCACUGUUUCCCUUCAGGUGAGGAAACAAAAAUAUGGAAAUACUCUGUCUCCUUGGGAAGGAAUACCAUCAGUGAAACUGACUCAAAAGAGCAGAAAUUCUCUGUGAGCAAACUUGUGGUCCAUCAAGGCUUUGACUACAGAACUGAAAACUACACCCAUGACAUUGCUCUACUGAAGAUAGUGAACGGUGAUGGCAAAUGUGCCAUGAAGACAAACUCGGUGAGAACCGCCUGCCUUCCUCCAUUCCAGCAAAUGGUUCCCUCAGGAUUCUACUGUGAGAUUGCUGGCUAUGGAAGAUAUCAAAGGGGUGGCUUUGAAUAUUCCCGACAUCUGAAAAUGGCUCGGGUCGAACUAAUUUCCCAGAGUGACUGCCAGCACAAGUAUUACAAUGAGGACGAAGUCAACAGAUACAUGUUUUGCGCAGCUGGCAGAAAUUGGGAAGACGAUGCUUGCCAGGGUGACUCUGGAGGGCCCUUAGUAUGCGAAAUAAAUAACACAAUGUUCCUAUUCGGUAUCAUUAGCUGGGGAAAAGAGUGUGCGGAACAGUCAAAUCCAGGGGUUUACACAAAAGUCACCAAAUAUAACCAAUGGAUAGCAAAGCAUACGGGUUUACCCGCAUAUACAAUAGGUUCCAGGUUUCCACAGAAGGAUUAACUUUGGAGGGGAGACAAAAGGCUGUGCAAAAUAAAUGUGCCAGUAUUUUCUGCCACUCAGGUGACAUAUGGCAGCUACAUGUGUGUUGCAAUCAUAUAAGAAUCUUUGACAGUGUUGUCAAUACAACAGAUGAAAUAGAUGUAAUAAGCAUAAAUCAUAUUUAUUUGCACAAAUGUGCUUUCCCAGAGUGUCUGUCUUUUUAAAGGUUUGAUUUGUUUUAUACCUUUCCAAACUAUUUUAUUCAGACCUGAUGUUAAUGACAGGGAUGUAGAUUUAAUGUGUUAAUUUAAUUUUUAAUGUAUUGCAAAAAUGUAUGUUAUUUAUUUUUUAAGAAUCAUUGUAAAACUGUCUUAUACAGGUCAGGAAUUUUAUACAGAAGGUAUUGAAAUGUAAUUUUCUCAGUAUUUUAAGAAAUAAAAU
Molecule: messenger RNA, 1772 nt
Organism: Triplophysa rosa
Lineage: Eukaryota; Metazoa; Chordata; Actinopteri; Cypriniformes; Nemacheilidae
Gene: plaua
Product: plasminogen activator, urokinase a
Exons: 11
Coding region: 132-1352 (406 amino acids)
Biological process (GO): plasminogen activation; regulation of cell adhesion mediated by integrin
Molecular function (GO): serine-type endopeptidase activity
Source: RefSeq, a predicted model, not a curated record